ACAUUUCCAGAAUUCAAACCAAAGCUGAAAGCACUUUGAAAAUGGCGCCACAAAUCCCUAAUUAUAUUUAAUCCAACCUUCACUCCCUCUCUUUCUUCAUUUCCCUCCUUCAUUUCUCACCCCUCCCUUUCUCUCUCCUGUAAUCAACCCUAAUUUCUCUUUCGAUUUCCCCCCUUUCCGGUAAAAUGGAGGUGAAGACAGUGACCCCAGAUGCGAUUUCGAAGAUUAUUGCUAACCCGUCUCCUGAUUCUUCCGAUGAUGUUCCAGAUCUUGUUGUUCAAGUCCUUGAUUUGAAAUCCGUCGGCAAUCGUUUCAUGUUUACCGCUAGUGAUGGAAAACAAAAGCUCAAGGGAAUACUGCAGUCAAGUUUUUCAGAUAUGGUCUCCUCUGGAGCUAUUCAGAACCUGGGACUUAUUCGAGUUCUCGAUUACACCCUCAACGACAUCCCAAACAAACCUGAAAAGUAUUUGCUUGUAACAAAGUGUGAGUCUGUGUCUCCUGCCCUGGAGGCGGAGUUUAAGGCUGAGGAGAAAACUGAGGAUGGCAGCGCUGCCAAAAGGCAAAAACUAGAGGUUGAUGGGAAAGCUGAGGAUAACAAGGAAGGUUCUGGUAUAAUGUUGAGGCCUAAGAUGGACGUUGUUGCCAAAUCAGCUGCUCAGAUCAUGAAUGAGCAAAGAGGAAAUGCCGCACCUGCUGCAAGAAUGGGUAUGACUAGAAGAGUGUACCCUCUUGCUUCUUUGAACCCUUACCAAGGGAACUGGACCAUCAAGGUCCGAGUUACCAGUAAGGGGACACUACGAACCUUCAAUAAUGCGAGAGGAGAAGGGAAUGUCUUCAAUGUUGAGCUAACUGAUGAAGAUGGUACUCAAAUACAAGCAACUAUGUUCAAUGCAAUAGCAAAGAAGUUCUAUGACACCUUUGAAGUAGGGAAGGUUUACUAUAUCUCGAAGGGAUCUCUUAAAGUUGCUAAUAAGAGGUUCAACACAACGAAAAAUGACUAUGAGAUGACCAUCAAUGAGAACUCAGUUGUUGAGGUAGCCAUUGAUGAAAGGGUAUAUAUCCCUGAACCAAAGUUCAACUUUGUUCCUAUUGAUCAGUUGGGCAUAUAUGUUGAUGGAAAGGAUCUUGUAGAUGUUAUUGGAGUUGUUCAGAAUGUUUCCCCGACUAUGAGUAUUAGGCGAAAAGCCAACAAUGAGGUGAUUCCAAAGCGUGACAUAACUAUUGCUGAUGAAUCGAACAAAACUGUUGUAGUUUCGUUGUGGAAUGAUCAUGCAACUACCAUUGGGCAAGAACUGAUGGAUAUGGCUGAUAAGUCUCCCGUAGUUGCCAUUAAAUCUGUUAAAGUUGGAGACUUCCAGGGUGUAUCAUUGUCAGCAAUAAGCAAAAGCAUAGUAAAAAUCAAUCCUGAUUUACCCGAGUCGGAAAAGCUGAGAACUUGGUACGAUUCUGAAGGUAAAGAGGCCUCAUUGGCAUCUGUUGGUGCAGGAAUGACCCCUUCUCCUAAUGCUGGAGGGAGGUCAAUGUACACUGAUAGAGUCUCCAUUUCACAUAUCACAAGCAACCAAUCUUUGGGUGAAGACAAGCCUGUGUUCUUUAGCUUGAAAGCGUGCAUUAGUUUGAUUAAGCCUGAUCAGGCAAUGUGGUAUCGGGCUUGCAAGACCUGCAACAAGAAGGUUACAGAAGCUUUUGGUUCUGGAUACUGGUGUGAAGGUUGCCAAAAGAAUGAAGAAGAAUGCAACUUAAGAUACAUUAUGGUAGCAAAGAUUUCAGAUGCAAGUGGUGAAACAUGGGUUUCAACUUUCAAUGAUCAAGCUGAGAAAAUCAUCGGGUGCCCUGCUGAUGAACUUGACAAAUUGAAAUCACAGGGAGGAGAAGAUAACACCUUCCAAACAAUACUAAAAGAAGCAAGCUGGGAACCUCAAACCUUCCGUGUAAGCGUGGCUCAAACUGAGUACAAUAACGAGAAGAGACAGAGGGUAACUGUAAGAGCUAUUGCCCCAGUUGAUUUUGCAGCUGAGACAAGCUUCCUGCUUGGCGAAAUAUCUAAAAUGAAAGUUUCUCAGUAAUAAAAUCCUUGUUAGAAAUUUAGCAGUAGGUUAUGCUAUUUAUUUUCUGGGGGUGGGGUUGGAUCUUUUUGUGAAUCUGAAGCAAUCAAACAGAAGUAUUGUGUUCAUUGUAAUAUAUGCAAUUACGAAAUUAGCCUAACUUAUUCAGUUA
Molecule: messenger RNA, 2217 nt
Organism: Spinacia oleracea (spinach)
Lineage: Eukaryota; Viridiplantae; Streptophyta; Magnoliopsida; Caryophyllales; Amaranthaceae
Product: replication protein A 70 kDa DNA-binding subunit B
Exons: 11
Coding region: 186-2066 (626 amino acids)
Biological process (GO): DNA repair; DNA recombination; DNA replication
Cellular component (GO): nucleus
Molecular function (GO): DNA binding
Source: RefSeq, a predicted model, not a curated record